AUGGCAGAAAAAAUUGGCGCAGAUAUUAAAAUUCCACGUAUUACAUCCAAACAAAGAAAUAGAUCAAAUUACGAAACCGAUUCUGCUGAACACUAUAACAGACUCUCUAUUUUUAUUCCGUACUUAGAUUCACUAAUAUCAUCUCUUUCACGACGAUUUUCAAGUACAAAUAAAAUAUCAUUCUCAAUAAGUCUACUGCAUCCUACAUAUAUUAAAAAGUACACCAUUAAUGAUUUCAAAGAAAAAAUUAAGCUGAUUAGUGAUCAUUAUGAAAUUGAAAAUAUGAUAGAGGAAUCUAAUAUUUGGUAUCAGUAUUGGAUUGAUAAAAAUUUUACUGACUCCCAGUGUGAUGAAAUUUCAUUUGUUGAUUUAUUGGCUCAUUGUGAAUAUUAUCCUGCUAUUUUUCAAAUACUUAAUAUUUUUAUAUCACUGCCUCCGACAACGUGCACAAUAGAAAGAUCGUUCAGUACAUUAAGACGAAUAAAAACGUGGCUUCGCUCGACUACAGGAAAAGAUCGUUUAAAUGAGUUGUGUAUGAUGAGCCUUCAUCGUGAAAGAAUUAACGCAAACAAGGAUAAUUUCAUUCAGGAUGUCAUUAAUAUGUUUGGAAUAAAACGAAGAAAUUUGCAGUUCUUAUUUACUGAUACCGAAUAA
Messenger RNA from Metopolophium dirhodum (rose-grain aphid), 654 nucleotides. RefSeq lists its product as uncharacterized. Gene Ontology annotation, molecular function: protein dimerization activity. The coding region runs from base 1 to 654 and encodes 217 amino acids. NCBI's taxonomy places the organism in Eukaryota, Metazoa, Arthropoda, Insecta, Hemiptera, Aphididae. The transcript has a single exon. The record is from RefSeq and is a predicted model, not a curated record.